CUUGACUUGUAAUAAUUUUACUCUUUUUGAUUUGCUUACUGAUUUUAGCGCCUGAAUGCAAGGCUCGUUGGGAAAUACUUCGUGCUGAGUACAUCGCCUACCUUCGUUCCGUUGAGGCCGAUAAGGAACAGCGUAGACUUAGUCGUUCAUUAAAAAAAAUCAUUCAGAAAAGAAAAAAUAAAAAUUAUUACUGUGGAUGUUAUCUACAUCCAAAUUUAAGCCGGUAGACGACGAAGUUACAAUCAAGAAUUAACCAGAACUGUGGCAAUGAAUUAAAACUUUAAUAAGUAAACCGGAAGGACCCGUGAAUAUUUUCGAAGUUACACGCAAAUUUAAAAAUACUAGAAUCCCGCCGACUCCCUAUAUAACGAUUUCACUUAAGGAUACUAAAUUCGCGAUAAAUCAUCACAUGUAAAUAAAUACCCCAGAGAGUUUAAAUUAUACACCUAGCAUGAUACAAAAGGACUGUAUACAUAAGAGCCGGAAACAAAAUUGAACGAUGGGCGUGGAACCGCCAUAUCUCAAGACUUACUCGACCAGCAUCCACCAAAUGUGGUACAUCUUAUUAUUCUAAUCUUCCUAUUCCAGUGCAAAAACAAGCUAAAUCGGACUAUAACGACUUCCACUUUCCGGUGUGCGAUCCAAGCACCAUUGAGGAUAGAUGGAUCGUGAUCAUGCUAAAGAUAAGCCUAGCCGUACGGCAGCUUAAUCGUCCGGGAUGUCAGUGCCUGAAUGCAAGGGACGCUGGCGAAAUAUACGCGCCGCCUACGCACGCUCCGUUGACGCCUACAAGACCAAGAGAGUACCGAGGCAGUACUAUUUAGCUUGGGAGAUGGCAUUUUUAAAACCCCACCUACUAAAAAAAGUUACACAAAAUAAUAGACAAAAUAAUGGGAUUAAUAACUCAGAAGCUGGCGCAAAUGAAAACGACGUCCAUGAUAUGAAUAGUACACAUACUGAUGAAAAUUUGUCGAAUGUGAUGACUUUAAUUGAUGGAAUGGAUGAACAGAGUUUGCGACGUUUGCUGCGAUUCAUUAAAUGCAAACUGAGACAAGCUGUUUCUGUAGAAAGUAAUAAUAACAACGAGUUGUCUGCAUUCAUGCAACCGCCACUAGUGGUUACCAUCAAGGAGGAACCAGAGUUAUCGCUAUGACUCUUUAAAGUUUUACAUAUAUAGUAUAUAAAAUUUGUUCACCUUGGGAUCGGUACUAACAACUGUAGUAAUUUAGCACUGAAAUUUAACUGUAUUCACAAUUAACACCAACCAUAAUAAACGUACAAAGCCCGCCAAAUACAGGGGCUUAUUCGAGGCACUCCAUAUCUGCGACAAUAUUGCAGCCCUGAUACUCAAUUUGCAGAUGCUCAGCUGAUACUUAAGCAAAAUAAUUGCAAUAUAUUGCGCGAAUUGUGACCGAAUGUGAAAGUUUAACCAUGCAUUUUGUAGUAAAUAUAGCGAUAGAUACUUUUGAAAGCAGUGAUAAUAACUUGCUGAU
Bactrocera tryoni is the source of this 1493-nucleotide messenger RNA. RefSeq lists its product as uncharacterized. The record is from RefSeq and is a predicted model, not a curated record. Gene Ontology annotation, cellular component: nucleus; transcription regulator complex. The transcript has 4 exons. The coding region runs from base 719 to 1153 and encodes 144 amino acids. Gene Ontology annotation, biological process: regulation of transcription by RNA polymerase II. NCBI's taxonomy places the organism in Eukaryota, Metazoa, Arthropoda, Insecta, Diptera, Tephritidae.